AUGGCUAACAACACUAACAAAGGGGGACAACAGGAUCCUCCACAGGGAUCGGGAAAUAACAAUGAUAGUGCAACAAACACUACAGGUCCCAAUGCCCAAUCACAGGCCAUGUCUGCGCCAACGCACUUUGUGGCCGCAACUGGUCCAAUUCUUGGGUCUACAGGAACGAUCCAAGGAAAUAAUUCAACAUUUGUUGCUGCUACAAAUACUCCGUCGAAUGCACAAGUGAGUCCAAUACCACAAUUUGGUACUCAGGGGACACCCCCACCAAAUCAAGGAUUCGGAGACCAGAGACAAUGGAGAGAUCCACCCUAUGGGAUGCCAUAUUCUUACAUGGCAGAAACCCCUGAAGAACAACCUGGGAGGGUAGUACUAGUUGAUAGAAACCAAAAUGCUGACGAAGUGAUUCACAGGGUUAGGCAAAAUAAUCAUAUGGAGACAAAUCUAACUACUAUGAUAGAGAGGAUUAUGGCCCAAAAUGAUCUAAAUACCGGACUUCGGAGGCCAAAUUAUACAUCCCCUUUAUCUGAUUAUGUCUUACAAGUUGAAUUACCUAGGGGUCGCAAGGUCCCUAAGUUUACCAAGUUUUCAGGUGAUACUAGUGAAUCUACCACAGAGCACAUAGCCAGGUAUAUGACAGAGGUUGGAGAUUUGGCGAACAAUGAGGAUCUGAGGGUGAAGUAUUUUCCCAGUUCUCUAACCAAGAACGCUUUCACAUGGUUCACAACACUACCACCAAACUCCAUAGAUACUUGGUCCCAGUUCCGUUUGCUAAAAGCUAGAUGUUUCACAGUGGUACCUGAACACGAAUUAGUCGAAAUGGCCGUUGGAGGUCUAGAUUACUCCAUCAGGAAGAAAUUGGACACUCAAUAUCUGCGAGAUAUGGCCCAAAUGAUUGAUAGAGUUCGCCAGGUCAAAAGAUUAAAAGUUGAGAAGGCCAGAGCAAAUAAAAGUUAUAAAAAAGAUAGAGUUACCUACGUCGAAGUAGACGAAGAAGAACCAGAGACCUUCGAGGAUCAACAUGGUUUCGAAGAUUGCGAAGUGGAUUUAGCCGAAUUAAAAGAAGCAGGUCCUUAUACCUGCAAGAUGAUUACACCAUCAAACGGGAAAAAUCCCGUUGAAAUUGAAAAGAAUGAUAAGUUUCCUAAGAAAACAUACACAUUUAAUGUAACUAAAUGUGAUAAAAUAUUUGAUUUGCUUGUGAAAGAUGGCCAAAUGGUUUUGCCUCCUAAUAUUAAGAUUCCUCCGUUUGAGCAACGGAAGUAG
Vicia villosa (hairy vetch) is the source of this 1266-nucleotide messenger RNA. RefSeq lists its product as uncharacterized. The transcript is spliced from 3 exons. The record is from RefSeq and is a predicted model, not a curated record. The coding region runs from base 1 to 1266 and encodes 421 amino acids. Lineage: Eukaryota; Viridiplantae; Streptophyta; Magnoliopsida; Fabales; Fabaceae.